Spea bombifrons (plains spadefoot toad) is the source of this 2203-nucleotide messenger RNA. It is a transcript of the gene ADD3, whose product is annotated as adducin 3. NCBI's taxonomy places the organism in Eukaryota, Metazoa, Chordata, Amphibia, Anura, Pelobatidae. Gene Ontology annotation, biological process: barbed-end actin filament capping. The record is from RefSeq and is a predicted model, not a curated record. Bases 19 to 2175 code for a protein of 718 amino acids. The transcript has 15 exons. Gene Ontology annotation, cellular component: postsynaptic density; plasma membrane; cytoskeleton. Gene Ontology annotation, molecular function: actin filament binding.
GCCCUCCUAAGAUAAACCAUGAGCGCGUCUGCCAGUCAGGGGGUGAUCACGUCCCCUCCGCCUCCCACCAUGCCGCACAAAGAGGGUUAUUUUGACCGAAUCGAUGAGAACGAUCCCGGCUACAUCCGCGAGAGGAACAUGUCCCCGGACCUUCGGCAGGACUUCAACAUGAUGGAGCAGAAGAAGCGGGUCACCCAGAUCUUAAAGAGCCCGGCGUUCCGCGAGGACCUGGAGAGUCUGAUCCAGGACCAGAUGAACAAGGGCAACAACCCCACCGGUCUACUGGCGCUGCAGCAAAUCGCCGAUUACAUCAUGGCGAGUUCCUUCGCCGGAUUCGCUUCCUCCCCGCUCAGAACCGCAUGCAGCCCCCUCUCUGACCCCUCUCCCCAUUACUUGCAUGCAGAUUCACAUAAACACCCGGCCUGUUUGGGGAUGGUGACCCCCAUCAAUGACAUCCACGCCUCGGCAGAGGCCACGAUGGCCAAGGGAGAGAAGCUGAUUCGCUGCAAGCUGGCGAGCAUGUAUCGCCUCGCCGACCUGUUUGGAUGGGCGCACAUUCCAAACGCCUUCAUUACGGUCCGAGUCAGCAAAGAGCAGGAUCACAUCCUCAUCGUUCCCCGAGGCCUCUCCUUCUCCGAAGCAUCGGCCUCCAACCUGGUGAAACUGAACAUUAUCGGAGAAGUAGUGGAUCAGGGGACCACCAAUUUACGGAUCGACUCUUCCGCCUUCAGUCCUCAUGCCGCCAUCUAUUCCAUGCGCCCCGACGUGCGCUGCGUCGUCCACAUCCACACGCCGGCCACCGCUGCUGUCUCCUCCAUGAAAUGCGGGAUCCUCCCGAUCUCCCAAGAGGCGCUGCUGCUGGGCGACGUGGCUUAUUACAACUACCACGGCUCCCUGGACGACCUGGACGAGCGAAUCCAGCUGCAGAAGGCCCUCGGGCCGAGCUGCAAGGUCCUGGUGCUCCAGAAUCACGGUAUUAUGGCCCUCGGGGAGACGCUGGAGGAAGCUUUCCACUACAUCUUCAACGUUCAGCUGGCCUGUGAAGUGCAGGUACAUGCCCUGGCUGGGGCAGGAGGGAUGGAUAACUUACUGCUUCUGGACAUGGAGAAGUAUAAACCCGUGACGCACGAGCUUGCCGCCGACGGCGCUGGAGGAGUGAACAUGGAGGGGCAGCACAAGUGGAAGAUCGGGGAGCUGGAAUUCGAGUCCCUGAUGAGGAUGCUGGAUAAUCUGGGUUAUAGGACUGGCUACGCUUACCGCCAGCCGCUGGUCCGAGAGAAGCCGCGACACAAGAGCGAGGUGGAGAUCCCCGCCACCGUCACGGCGUUCUCCUUUGAGGACGACCCGGCUCUGCUGCGCUCGCCCCUGCGGUUCCUGGCGCAGAAGCAGCAGAGGGAGAAGACUCGAUGGCUGAACUCUCCCAACACCUACCUGAGAGUCCACGUGCCCGAGGAGUCCCUGAACGGAGAGAUGAGUCCACGGACCAAGAUCACGUGGAUGAAAGCUCAGGAGCUGAACAGGGCGUGCGGAGAGUAUCCCAUCAAGAUAGAAGAUCCCAACCAGUUCGUCCCAUUAAACACCAAUCCGACGGAUGUGCUGGAGAAAAGAAACAAAAUCCGUGAACAAAACCGGUACGACCUAAAAACAGCGGGACCCAAAUCUCACGUGUUGGCCGGCAUCGUAGUGGACAAGAAGCCGAGCCCUCCUAUGCAGUUCGAGGAAGAUGAAAACGCGCCGCCGCCUCCUCCCAACCCCUUCAACUAUCUCCUGGAGCAAGAGACGGAGGGAGAACGGACGGGGGGCGACGUACCCGAUGCUGAGCAUGAAUUAAUUCUGGACGAUGCGCCCGCUGCCCCUUUAACUCAAUCUCCACCCCAGACUCCAGAAACUGAAACAGAGCCAUCAGAGGACCACAUGAAUGACACAGAUUCCCCCGCUGUGGUGGUAAAUGGCAAAGAUGGCAGCCACGAGGGUAAGGAUGACCUGACAGUGCGGGUGAGCCACUUAAGCGUGGGGGAGAGCGUGGAGAUCACGGUCAGAACCUCUGAGAAGAUCAUAGAGGGCGAGCUGACCCCCGAGGGAUCCCCAUCCAAAUCUCCCAACAAGAAGAAAAAGAAAUUCCGCACCCCGUCCUUCCUGAAAAAGAACAAAAAGAAGGAGAAACUGGAAGCAUAACUGCCAAAUUUGCUUAGAAUGGGAGGGG